Messenger RNA from Lentinula edodes (shiitake mushroom), 1200 nucleotides. RefSeq lists its product as uncharacterized. The coding region runs from base 1 to 1200 and encodes 399 amino acids. The record is from RefSeq and is a predicted model, not a curated record. Lineage: Eukaryota; Fungi; Basidiomycota; Agaricomycetes; Agaricales; Omphalotaceae. The transcript has 11 exons.
AUGGGUCCCCAACGCACUGCUCGACACUUAGUAUCUACCCGUCAUCAUCCUCAUCAGUUCCCGGAACUUCGUCGACAUUCCAUGCUUACUCGAAGUAUGGCUCGGGCUCAGCCUGCUCCUACUAGUACUAGCAGUGACCCUCCUUUUGAACAUCUUCAACGCCACUCUUCGCAGGAGGUCUCUGACCCUUCUUUUUUGGCAAAUUCGGCCUCGCAUAGUCAUGUCACUCAUGGCCACUUCCAGGAGGCUUCUGGCUCUUCAUCCGUCUUGAACGCUAAUUCGUUCUCUUCGCGCGAGGCUCCCGACCCUCACUCCCUCCUGGACACCACCAGCAGCGAUAGCUUGCUCGAUGUCCUCAAUACUUUGGGCGAACUUCCCUCGAAGCCUAGCGUCCCCUCAGAGCUUUUGACGAACUUCGAUCAAAGCUUCGUCAUGGACCUAGAGAUGUUCAACACCCGCUCUCGACGUCUCUUUGAUGAACAGAAAAAAUCGUUGGAAUUCACAAAGCUGCAUAUUGAUAUAUUGGCGCAUCAAUGUACUGAUUUGAGGGCUAUUAGCCAUUUGCGACAAGGUAUUCAAAGAUUGGAACAUUGCUGUUCUUUCUGCAAAGAUCUUGCAUGGAGUCCUCAUCCUGUGGACACACCGCUUGCUCAAGUUGUAUCAACAAUGAGCGACAACGCUUCAUCGUCACUGACAGGAUAUUCCAAUGUCCAGUAUCGUAGGUUUUCAAUCCUUCUUGAUGUUGUGUGUCCUCAAUCUCACAUUUGCCAUGAUCUAUCCGACAUUCCCGCCCUUCAAGCUGGCGCUGUUCCACUUCUGCCAACCUUUUACAAAAAAACAAGCCUUGAGCCGUUUGAAAAUCCCGGUGCUCCUGGAAAUGCAACUGCUAACGGCGUAAAUUUUGACGCAAAUCUGGUCUUAUUCGAAUCUGGUCUUAUCGUCGGAGGACGGUUCGAGAUCAACAGGGUAUCCUUUGUCCCCCCUACAGUCAUCUUACUUCAAAUUCUCAGCGGAGCCACUACAGCAGAUUGGUAUCUGGAAGCUGGUUUUGCUAUUGUUUUUGCUGAGGAUGCACCGGACGUCGCCGCCGUUAAUCCCGUCCCCGAAAAUCAACUUUGCCCAACUUAUGAUGCUUUGACCCCUGUACUACAAAUUACAGUCAUUGCUAGAAUCUAUCUUCAAGCAUCCCCCUUCAUUUGA